AUGGGGCUCGCGGGCCGCGGGUGUCCUGGGGCGGCCCGGGCGCUGCUGUUGCUGCUGUCGCUGCUGCUGGCGGCGGCCGUCCCGCCGGGCCGGGGCCGCGCCGCGGGGCCGCCAGAGGAUGUGGACGAGUGUGCCCAAGGGCUAGAUGACUGCCAUGCUGAGGCCCUGUGUCAGAACACACCCGCCUCUUACAAGUGCUCCUGCAAGCCUGGCUACCAAGGGGAGGGCAGGCAGUGCGAGGACAUUGAUGAAUGUGAAAACGAACUCAAUGGAGGCUGUGUCCAUGACUGUUUGAAUAUUCCAGGCAAUUAUCGUUGCACUUGUUUUGACGGCUUCAUGUUGGCUCAAGAUGGUCAUAAUUGUCUUGACGUGGACGAGUGCCUGGAGAACAAUGGUGGCUGCCAGCACACCUGUGUCAAUGCCAUGGGGAGCUACGAGUGCCGCUGCAAGGAGGGCUUUUUCCUGAGUGACAAUCAGCACACGUGCAUUCACCGCUCAGAAGAGGGCCUGAGCUGCAUGAACAAAGAUCACGGCUGCAGUCACAUCUGUAAGGAGGCCCCAAGGGGGAGCGUCGCCUGCGAGUGCAGACCUGGUUUUGAGCUGGCCAAGAACCAGAGAGACUGCAUGUUGACCUGUAACCAUGGAAAUGGCGGGUGCCAGCACUCCUGUGAAGAUACAACUGAUGGUCCUGAGUGUAGCUGUCAUCCACACUAUAGGAUGCAUGUAGAUGGGAGGAGCUGCCUUGAGCGAGAAGACACUGCCCUGGAGAUGGCAGAGAGCAAUGCCACAUCUGUGGCAGAUGGGGAUAAGCGGGUGAAGCGGCGGCUGCUCAUGGAAACAUGUGCUGUCAACAAUGGAGGCUGUGAUCGCACCUGUAAGGACACUUCAACAGGAGUUCACUGCAGUUGUCCCAUUGGAUUCACUCUGCAGUUGGAUGGAAAGACGUGUAAAGAUAUUGAUGAGUGCCAGACCCGCAAUGGAGGUUGUGAUCAUUUCUGCAAAAACACCGUGGGCAGUUUUGACUGCAGCUGCAAAAAAGGAUUUAAAUUAUUAACAGAUGAGAAGUCUUGCCAAGAUGUGGAUGAGUGCUCUUUGGAUAGGACCUGUGACCACAGCUGCAUCAACCACCCUGGCACAUUUGCUUGCACUUGCAACCAAGGGUACACACUGUACGGCUUCACCCACUGUGGAGACACCAACGAGUGCAGUGUCAACAAUGGAGGCUGUCAGCAGAUCUGUGUGAACACAGUGGGAGGCUACGAAUGCCAGUGCCACCCCGGCUACAAGCUCCACUGGAACAAAAAAGACUGUGUGGAAGUGAAGGGGCUCCUGCCCGCUAGUGUGUCACCCCACGUAUCCCUGCAUUGCGGUAAGAGUGGUGGAGGAGACAGGUGCUUCCUAAGAUGUCACUCUGGCAUUCACCUCUCUUCAGGACUGCAAGAGGCCUACUCUGUCACCUGCGGCUCCUCUGCUCUCAGGAACAAACAGCAAAAAUCAAAUGACUCUGCUUUUGGGGAUGUCGCCACCAUCAGGACAAGUGUAACCUUUAAGCUAAAUGAAGGCAAGUGUAGUUUGAAAAAGGCUGAGCUGUUUCCCGAGGGUCUGCGACCAGCACUACCAGAGAAGCACAGCUCAGUAAAAGAGAGCUUCCGCUAUGCAAACCUUACAUGCAGCUCCGGCAAGCAAGUCCCAGGAGCCCCUGGCCGACCAAGCGCCUCUAAGGAAAUGUUUAUCACUGUUGAGUUUGAGCUUGAAACUAACCAAAAGGAGGUGACAGCUUCCUGUGACCUGAGCUGCAUCGUAAAGCGAACGGAGAAGCGGCUCCGGAAAGCCAUCCGCACGCUCAGGAAAGCUGCCCACCGGGAGCAGUUUCACCUCCACCUAUCAGGCAUGGACCUCGACGUGGCUAAAAAGCCUCCCAGAACAUCUGAACGGCGGGCAGAGCCCUGUGGAGUGGGCCAGGGUCACGCAGAAAACCAGUGUGUCAGUUGCAGGGCUGGGACGUAUUACGAUGGAGCACAAGAACGCUGCAUUUUUUGUCCAAACGGAACCUUCCAAAACGAGGAAGGACAAAUCACUUGUGAACCAUGCCCAAGACCAGAAAAUCCUGGGACCCUGAAGACCCCAGAAGCUUGGAAUGUGUCUGAAUGUGGAGGUCUGUGCCAACCUGGUGAAUAUUCAGCAGAUGGCUUUGCACCUUGCCAGCUCUGUGCCCUGGGCACAUUCCAGCCCGAACCUGGCCGAACUUCCUGCUUCCCCUGUGGAGGAAGCCUCCCCACCAAACAUCAGGGAGCUACUUCCUUCCAGGACUGUGAAACCAGAGUUCAGUGUUCACCUGGACAUUUCUACAACACCACCACUCACCGAUGCAUUCGUUGCCCAGCGGGGACAUACCAGCCAGAAUUUGGAAAAAAUAAUUGUGUUUCCUGCCCAGGAAAUACUACAACUGACUUUGACGGCUCCACAAACAUAACCCAGUGUAAAAACAGAAGAUGUGGAGGGGAGCUGGGAGAUUUCACUGGAUACAUCGAAUCCCCAAACUACCCAGGCAAUUACCCAGCCAACACCGAGUGUACGUGGACCAUCAACCCACCCCCUAAGCGCCGCAUCUUGAUCGUGGUCCCCGAGAUCUUCCUGCCCAUAGAGGACGACUGUGGAGACUACCUGGUGAUGCGGAAAACCUCUUCGUCCAAUUCUGUGACGACAUAUGAAACCUGUCAGACCUACGAACGCCCCAUCGCCUUCACCUCCAGGUCAAAGAAGCUGUGGAUUCAGUUUAAGUCCAAUGAAGGGAACAGUGCCAGAGGGUUCCAGGUCCCAUACGUGACAUAUGAUGAGGACUACCAGGAACUCAUUGAAGACAUAGUUCGAGAUGGCAGGCUCUACGCCUCUGAGAACCAUCAGGAAAUACUUAAGGAUAAGAAACUGAUCAAGGCUCUGUUUGAUGUCCUGGCCCACCCCCAGAACUAUUUCAAGUACACAGCCCAGGAGUCCCGAGAGAUGUUUCCAAGAUCUUUCAUCCGAUUGCUACGUUCCAAAGUGUCCAGGUUUUUGAGGCCUUACAAAUGACUCUGCUCACAUGCUGCUCGGUGUAAAUGUUCUGCUGUGGGCGUGGUGGGACGGAGCUGUCUGCCUUCUGCAUGUUGGCACACAGUCAGUUAUCACUGCCUCCAUAUCAGUGACUCAUUGGAGUUCAAUUUUUAUAGAUAAUACAGAUAUUUUGGUAAA
This is a messenger RNA of Propithecus coquereli (Coquerel's sifaka), 3228 nucleotides long. It is a transcript of the gene SCUBE2, whose product is annotated as signal peptide, CUB domain, EGF-like 2. The coding region runs from base 1 to 3069 and encodes 1022 amino acids. The record is from RefSeq and is a predicted model, not a curated record. The transcript is spliced from 23 exons. Lineage: Eukaryota; Metazoa; Chordata; Mammalia; Primates; Indriidae. Gene Ontology annotation, molecular function: calcium ion binding. Gene Ontology annotation, biological process: signal transduction. Gene Ontology annotation, cellular component: cell surface.